CUCGUUACAGAUACAAAAAUAGCGCGCAACUUCACGAUAUUUGGUCAUAUCCAAGCAACAUUUGUAGCGCUACAAAUGUCUCUACGUCUCUAGUGACCCAUAAAUUUAGACAGACAUCGAUGUUUAACGACUUUUGGCGGGCUUUUAUUGUUUACAACCUGGUAUACAUAACCUAAGCUAGGCAUUAACUAAACAAACGUUGUUUUUCAUUAAUUUAGUCGCUUUAGUUCAAAAGGUAUUUCAAGAAAAAUCUAAGGUAAUAAUGGUUCAAAAAGAAAAAGAACGAACCAACCUCCCAUGGGUUGAAAAAUACCGUCCUAGCACCCUCGAUGAACUAGUCUCGCACGAAGAUAUUAUAAAAACAGUAAGCAAGUUUAUUCGGGAGGACCAAGUGCCACAUCUCCUCUUUUAUGGUCCUCCAGGAACCGGAAAAACUAGUACCAUCUUAGCUUGUGCCAAGCAACUUUAUACACCAACCCAGUUUCAGUCUAUGGUUCUAGAACUGAAUGCCUCAGAUGACAGAGGAAUAGGGAUAGUCAGAGGACAAAUUUUAACUUUUGCUAGUACAAGAACAAUCUUUAAAAAAGGCUUUAAACUUAUAAUACUCGAUGAAGCAGAUGCCAUGACUAUGGAUGCUCAAAAUGCUUUGAGAAGAAUUAUAGAAAAAUAUACAGAGAACAUACGGUUUUGUAUUAUUUGUAAUUAUUUGAGUAAGAUCAUUCCUGCUCUACAGUCAAGAUGUACUAGAUUCAGAUUUGGGCCACUAUCCCCCAACCAAAUUAUACCAAGACUAAACUAUGUAGUUGAUGAGGAAAAAGUUAAAAUUUCUGAAGAUGGAAAAAAAGCUCUACUGACCUUAGCAAAUGGAGAUAUGAGGAAAGUGUUGAAUGUUCUUCAAAGCACAUGGCUAGCAUAUAAGAAUGUUACCGAAGACACUGUAUAUACUUGUGUAGGGCACCCUUUAAGCAGUGAUAUUGAAAAUAUUGUCAAAUGGCUGUUAAAUGAUACUGUACAGGCUACCUAUAAUAAUAUCCAAGAAUUAAAAACCUUGAAAGGUCUGGCUCUCAGUGAUAUAAUAACGGAGGUACACAAGUUAGUCCAUAGAGUGGAAUUCCCAUUUGAGACCUCUACACGACUGUUAGAUAAAAUGGCCGAAAUCGAGUACAGAUUGGCGCAGGGCGCUAAUGAAAACAUACAGUUAACUGGGUUAAUAUCCGCGUUUCAUUUUGUUAAAGAGAUUCAGCCUCCUGCUGAUUUGUAAAGCCGAAAAAUGUGAAUGAGCUUAAAAAGGUUUAAUUUUAUAAUUUUUUACUUAUCUCCUUAUGUUAUUUCUGAAUAAAAAUUGUCAAUUUAU
Anthonomus grandis grandis is the source of this 1354-nucleotide messenger RNA. It is a transcript of the gene RfC3, whose product is annotated as replication factor C subunit 5. The coding region runs from base 263 to 1261 and encodes 332 amino acids. Gene Ontology annotation, molecular function: ATP hydrolysis activity; DNA clamp loader activity; DNA binding. The record is from RefSeq and is a predicted model, not a curated record. Gene Ontology annotation, cellular component: nucleus; DNA replication factor C complex. Lineage: Eukaryota; Metazoa; Arthropoda; Insecta; Coleoptera; Curculionidae. Gene Ontology annotation, biological process: DNA repair; DNA-templated DNA replication. The transcript has 8 exons.